This is a messenger RNA of Lasiodiplodia theobromae, 1701 nucleotides long. RefSeq lists its product as uncharacterized. Gene Ontology annotation, biological process: transmembrane transport. Gene Ontology annotation, molecular function: transmembrane transporter activity. The record is from RefSeq and is a predicted model, not a curated record. Lineage: Eukaryota; Fungi; Ascomycota; Dothideomycetes; Botryosphaeriales; Botryosphaeriaceae. The transcript has 4 exons. Bases 1 to 1701 code for a protein of 566 amino acids.
AUGAUGGCGACUGACACGACAUCCACCACGGACAUGGACAAGUCCACUCCAACAUCCGAACUGGAUGGCACUGCUGAGAAACUUUCGAUGGCAAAUGCAUCUGAGUCUGAUGACAGAGAUUACAUUACCGGCCCGAAACUCUUCCUCGUCCUCGGCAGCCUUACCCUUGUAGUGUUCCUCAUACUCCUCGACAUCACAAUUCUCGGCACGGCUAUUCCGGAAAUAACGACCGAAUUCAACGCGCUUGCUGACGCCGGCUGGUACAUUGGUGCCUAUCAACUCGCCAGCGCCUCUCUCCAACUGAUGUCCGGGAAAUUGUAUACGUACUUCAACAACAAGUACACCUUCCUUGUGUAUUUUGCAUUCUUUGAAUUGGGCUCUCUAAUAUGUGCCGUGGCCAAUUCCUCAUCGCUUUUCAUCGGAGGACGAGCGAUUGCUGGACUGGGUUCGGCGGGUAUCAUAAAUGGGGGAAUGACCAUCAUAAGCGGUGCUGUGCCGUUGAUCAAGAGACCUCUUUACACCGGUAUUCUUCUUGGUACCGCCCAGAUGGGUAUUGUAGCAGCCCCGAUCAUAGGAGGCACCCUCACACAACAUGUAACCUGGCGUUGGUGUUUCUAUCUCAACCUCCCAGCUGGCGGAGCUGCAGCAAUCCUUUUAUUUUUCGUUCAGAUCCCGGAGCUGACGAAGAAGGAACGGCUCUCACGCGCACUGGUACGGCGAAUCAUCCCAGAGCUCGACCUCAUCGGAUCCGUGCUAUUCGUUCCCAGCUCUCUCAUGUUUCUCCUCGCGUUACAAUUCGGAUCCGCCGGUACAUACGCAUGGUCCAGCUCCCAGAUCAUUGGUCUAUUCGUUGGCGCUGGCGUUCUCGCCCUAGUCUUCUUUGCCUGGGAAUACCAUCAGGGCGACAAGGCGAUGCUUCCAGGAAAUCUGCUCCGCCAACGCACCGUAUGGGCGAGCUGUGCGUUUGGGACGUGCCUGGUCUGCUGUGUCUCCGUCGCAACGAACUGGCUUCCGACAUAUUUCCAAGCCGUCAAGGGUGAAGGACCAACGAUGAGCGGAGUUGACCUUCUCCCUUCGAUAAUCAGCCAACUUAUCUUUGUUAUCAUCUCUGGAGCCGGUACAGCGAGGUUGGGAUACUAUCUCCCCUUUGCACUGUUCUCUGGUGUCACGACGACGGUUGGCAAUGGUCUCGUGUCGACCUUCAGUGCGGGAACAAGUUCUGCACAAUGGAUCGGAUAUCAGGUUUUGAUGGGCAUUGGAAGGGGGGCAGGCAUGCAGAUGUCCUUGGUAGCAAUCCAAAACGCCAUCCCAACUUCCAAAAUCCCCAUCGGUAUGGCUUGCGUCAUCUUUUUCCAGACCUUUGGGACCUCCGUCGCCGUUGUAAUCAGCAACACGAUAUUUACCCAGACCCUGACGUCUACCAUCCCGCGCUAUGCGCCUUCCGUGCCUCCGCAUGCUGCUCUAAGUGCAGGCUCUAGCGCUGAAGCCGUGCGAAUGCUCGUUCCUGCUGGCCGUCCAGAUGAACUGAGCGGUAUCCUGCGGGCGUAUAGUGAGAGCUUGCGGAAUGUGUUCUAUUUCUUGGUUGGCCUCGCGGCAUGCGCAACGGUGUUUAGCUUGGGCAUGGGCUGGAAGAAUGUUGGGAAGAAGAAGAAGCAGGAGGAGGAGAAAGCUGCCGAGCCUGGAAAGGCAGAGGCGACUUGA